Messenger RNA from Prosopis cineraria, 1496 nucleotides. RefSeq lists its product as uncharacterized. NCBI's taxonomy places the organism in Eukaryota, Viridiplantae, Streptophyta, Magnoliopsida, Fabales, Fabaceae. Gene Ontology annotation, molecular function: protein binding. The coding region runs from base 78 to 1334 and encodes 418 amino acids. The transcript is spliced from 3 exons. The record is from RefSeq and is a predicted model, not a curated record.
ACCAUCUUUUGAUUCUAUCAACCAUUCUUACUUUCUAGGGUUUCAAAAUAUUCAUUGACUUGUUCCUCUGGGUUUGCAUGAUAGCUAUUGUACUGGAAGAUCAUCUGAGAACUAAUAUUGCUUUUCAUAGAUUCACUUGGACAAUUCAAGAUCUCUCAGAGAGGAUAACCAAGGAACUACGCUCCCAAUCUUUCGAAGCUGGCGAUUGUAGAUGGCGAAUCGUUGUGAAUCAAGUAGAAAGGAACGGGGAGCAAUAUUUGCGAGUGAUUUUGAGGGUUGCAAAUACUUUGUUACCAUUGAGAUGGAGAAAAUUUGCUCGCAUCAAGAUGAUUCUUGUUAAUCAGAUGGAUCGGAACAUGUCCAUUGAAAAGGAGACUGAACAGAGGUUUAAUGCCGGAUAUAAAGCCUGGGGUACACCAUUCGUGAAUCUCAGUGAGUUCUAUAAUACUACGAGAGGCUACCUUGUGAACAACACAUGCAUCAUAGAAGCGGAACUAUACAUAUCUCAUGGUCCUUUUAACCUUCAAGACAACGCAAGGACUCAAAAUGUUGUCCAAACCCAUGAAUCUCCGACAAACAUGGAGGUAACAACACAGCUUGGAGAUCAAGGAAUAGAUUCUUCGGAUGACACCUUGAGUUUCACAUCCCUAGAGUCUACAUGGAAUCAUGCCAGUCAAACAAAUCUAGAACUCCUAGAGAUGGAAGAUCAAGUAUCUGCAAGUCCUUCCAACGGGAAUCAUAGUUUUACAGAAGUGUGCUCUUUACAUAGGGAUCGCCCUUUGUAUCCUACCAUAGAUGAUGAACCUGAGGGAGUGCCCUUAUCCCCUCCUCUUAGUGAGAUUAUAGAUUUCAGAAGUUUAGAAGCAGAAGAACUGGCUCUUGUUCCAUUGCUGGAGGAGGUGUGUUCAUGGAAACCUUCACUGAUUGAGAGUCAGAGGAAAAGAACUUCAAGGUUCAUUCGCUGGGCAUUCAUAGCUUUGGGUCAAGUUCUAUAUUUUCUCAAGACAAUGAAGGUGAGAAAUAUGGAUGAUGAAAGUACUUGUAGGCGGCUCCAGGGUUUGUGGGAGGAGCUUCAGAUAUUUGGUUUUGACUUAACUUGGUUGGAGGUUCAUGUUCAAUCUGCCUUGGGUAUGAAAGCUUAUUUAGACAGGGCAGAGCAAGUGAGAUCACUGAAGGAGAAAGUGGCUGGUUUGGAGAUUGAAAUGAAGAAGCUGAGGGCUAAUUUGGCUGUUGCAGAAGUUGAAAUUAACACAGAAAGGGAACGCUUGGCAGAUGAAGAGAAGGGUUUUGAAAAGAUUAACAUGGAUGCUCAACUAGGCUAUGGCAUGUUUUAGACAAUAAUUUAGUUUUAUAUUGUUAGUUAGCUGAAGGCUCUAGGAAAGGCCUGCCAUGCUAUGAAUUGAUCCGUCUCUUUGAUCAGCAAACUCUCCUUCAAUAUCUUUCCUACUCUUAUCCAGUUCUCAUUAACUUGAAUUUAUCCCAUUGACCUGGCUUAA